Molecule: messenger RNA, 3999 nt
Organism: Lytechinus pictus (painted urchin)
Lineage: Eukaryota; Metazoa; Echinodermata; Echinoidea; Temnopleuroida; Toxopneustidae
Product: tubulin--tyrosine ligase-like
Exons: 8
Coding region: 461-1585 (374 amino acids)
Biological process (GO): microtubule cytoskeleton organization; protein modification process
Cellular component (GO): spindle microtubule
Molecular function (GO): tubulin-tyrosine ligase activity
Source: RefSeq, a predicted model, not a curated record
AUUGCAAUUAUGAACAUGACAUGGAUAUCAACACGUGGGAAAUGAAUCAUGGCCAUAGCUUAGCCUGGGCCUAAUUUAUAAAUAAUCAUUCGGGCCAGGUCGUGUAUUCAACAGGAUUUCGUCAUAACUCAUUGAUAAACAUUUCCCAAAUAACAUAGACCAUUCAAAUUAGAGUUUAAAUGAGAUCUUCAAAAACUUACUUCGAGUUAUGACUGAGCAAAGUUGCGAAACACUCUGCACUUGCCGUACAGCCGCCAUGCCACAUCUCUAGUUCAGGUGCUUUUAAUAUAUAAGGGGGACCCCCUCUAUCACUUACCUUGCUCGCGGGCCGCUCCGGCGAAGCAUGCACGUACGCGCAUGCAACAUGUUGGGCAGUGUUAGUUACCGCAGUGCCACUGGACUAGUUCAGUUGGUGAUAUCCAUAGACAUGGUCGAGGUCAUAUCAAUCAGUUAAUUAGCAAUGUAUUCAUAUACUGUUCGAGACAACAAAAGUAGUGUAUAUCAGGCAUUAGUUGAAACCAUUUCAAGACGAUCUAAUUGGACUCAAAAGACAGGCGACACCGUCAAGGCAAAUCUGAUCAUUGGAGAGAGGAACACAUUGAAGUUUCCAUUUGGAAGAUUAGGCCAUGAUGGAAUUCUGCAACUAGUAAACUGUUACAGAGGAUCAGGAAAAAUAAGCAGGAAGGCUGCUCUUGUAACUGCUUUGACGAGUUGGCAGGAAUCUACAGGAGAAGAUAUAUCACUAUGGUCACCAGAAACCUACAUCAUCAGGCCACAGCAAAGGGAUGCAGACACUUUAAAGAAACCAUUUCAGAUAUCAAAGCCUGAUCAAAGAGAAGAACUGAAAAGAUCUCAUGAAAGAAAGCAAGAAACAGGCAGGGGAGAUGUUUGGAUUGCAAAAUCUACAGCUGGACUCAAAGGAGAGGGUAUUUUAAUAUCCAAUAAAUCGGAUGAACUUCUCUCAUUUGUGGACUCCCGUCCUCAUUCUCAUGUUGUUCAGAAGUACAUUGAGAAUCCUCUUCUGUUACCAGGCAACAGAAAGUUUGACAUCAGAUGUUGGGUGUUAGUAGAUCAUCAAUAUGACAUAUAUCUGAUGAGAGAAGGUGUGUUGAGAACAUGUGCUGAACCAUAUGAAGCAGACGACCUGUCUAAUCAUGUAUCUCAUCUCACCAAUCAUUGUAUUCAGGAAGCCCACUCCAAGGACUUUGGAAAGUUUGAAGAAGGAAAUGAGAUGUUCUUUGAUGCAUUUGAUAGAAUUCUACAAGAACAUUGGAAUGUGAGCUUAGAAGACAAGAUUCUACCUCAAAUCAGACAUAUUGUGAAAACAUGCUGUCUAUCAGUAAAAGAGGAGUUAUCUACCAUUGGUCUAUCAUACCAUAGUUUUCAGUUGUAUGGAUUUGAUUUUAUGCUGGAUAGUGACCUAAGAGUAUGGCUUCUAGAGGUUAACAGUGCCCCUGCUUGUGCCCAGAGGCUGUUACCAAAGUUAAUUGCUGGUAUGAUAACUACUGCUAUCGAUCCCCUGUUUCCUCAACAUGUUGAGCCAGAGAUUAAGGAUGCAUCUAAUGAGGUAUUUGAGAAACUCUGACAGUAAAUCACCAAGGCAAGACAGCUGAUCUACAUCAUAUAUCCAACAAUUCAGUUCAAGAAUAACUGGACUCUUUGACAUAGGUAUUAAUGCCAAGCUAAGGUUUAAAAUUCCAAGUCUUUCAAAUUGUAUCACUGUAUAGUGACAGAGAGACAAAAAUAUGUAGAGAGGGAGAGAGAAAGAGUGUGUGUGCGAGGGGGGGGGGGAUCUAUGCAAAAGCAACAAUUUUUUUUACACAUAUAUUUGUAUUCACCUUGAAGAAGUGAGAAGAAAUAUUGAUUUUUUCAGUCUUUGCUAGAGGAAAGAGCUUUCCUGUCCAAUUUCAAGCAGGAAUGUAUUUAUAUUUUUGUCAAUCUUGUACAAAAUAUGUUUACAUAUGUACAUGUCUAUAUUGAGUGAUUAUUUAUAUUAUGUUAAAAAAAAAGGUUUUCUCCGCCUCAUUUUGGUGUUUGUGUGUCUUACUUUACAAUCACAUGGGUAAUAGACUGGUACUUGAAAGCCUACAUGUAAAUGGGUGUUUCUACAUGGGGAACUUAUGACAAAUGUAUUUCACGGACAACCUUAUAGGCAGAAGGUGACUUUGUCCAGUAUCAAAAAAUCAACAUCACCUUAUAAGCGGUCAUAUUGAAAGCCUUAAAGGCAGGUGACUUUGCAUAGGGUUAAAAAAACCAACAUCACCUUACCAGUGUCAUAUAUAUCAAGGUAUUUACAAUAUAAAAUUGAUAGAAUCAUUCGGGUGUCAAUAGCGCACCACCAUUACCAAUAAGAAUUCUUCUGGUAGACCUUGCUCUCGUGCUCAUACACAUGCUCAUAAUAAUAGGGGCUGUUAGACAUGGUGAACUUAAAGCAAACCUGUCCCUUUUAGAGAAUAAAUGACUUCCAUUUCACCCAAAACUAUCAGGUAUUGGUGAUUAUACACUAGAUAAAAAUGCAGUAUACCUCUUCUUUUAAUUUAUAUACUUUUUACAAUGUAUAUUACAAUCAUUUCUGCAAUAGUAUCAUGAAAAUUACAUAUAAUAGAUUCCUUGUUUUGAAGUUCAUUAUUUCUUAAAUAUUAAAUUAAUGAAAUAUAUUAUCACUCAAAUAGCUGAGAAUUAUAACAUAUAUUUUAGUGCAAGUAUAUUUCAAUCAAGAUAUUUUGAUAUGAAUGUAUUCCGUCCAUUGCAAUGUGCAAGUGUAUUUACCUUGAUUGUUCAUUACUUUUAUUGUCCAUUAAUAUUUUUCUUUCCUAUAGCUGACUGUAAAAGUGUAAUAAAUAAAUACGACUCAAAUAAUUAAAGUGUGAUAUGGCAUUCAUUAUUGGCAGGGGCAGUGUCAUUUUGGAGGGGGGGGGGUGAUUGCCCCCAUAGUUUUUCACACACAAAAAAGGAGUAAAGGUUAAGCGAAAGUCCAUCAUAGAAUUAAAACUAGCACAUCCGGCAUCUCGCAACGAAAUUUAACACAAUUUUAAUUUCAGCCCAGUUGACACUGUAUUAUAUUGGUGACAUAAAUUGAUAUAGAAUUGAAAUUGAUGAAGAAAUGACAUAGAAGCAUUUUUGUGAUCUAUGAAUAAAUUUCAUAUAAAUAAUUUUCUAGUCAAAAUUUCUUAACUCUGUGUAGAACCUUGGUGAACCUCAUGUAGCUCUCAGAUGGAACAAAAAUAAUCAAAAUCAAUCAACAAAUAAAAAAAGUAUUUUUUGUGAGUUUUGAAAAUAUAUGAAUAAAUUAGCAUAUUGAAUGAGUUUCAAAAUUCUGUGUUGAAAUUUUGUAUCACCACCUCGAGCUAUCAUAUAAAGCAAACAAAAUUGAAAUUGAUCAACAAAUGAAGAAGAAAUUUAUUUUUUGUGAAUAAAUGAAUAAAUUUUGCAUGAAUUAGCAUAAAUGAUUUUUAGACAAAAUUUCUAAAUUUUGUGUACAGGUUUGGUGAACUUCAUGCAGCUCUACCAGAUGGAAGAAAAAAAUCAAAAUCGGUCUACAAAUAAAGAAGAAGAGGCAUUUUCUGUGAUUUAUGAAUAAAUUUUGCAUAUUUAGCAUAAAUAAUUUUUUACUGAAUAUUUCAAAAUUCUGUGUACAAGUUUGGUGAACCUAAAGAAGUUCUACCAGAUGAAAGAAAAAAAAUCAAAAUCGGUCAACAGUUAAAGAAGCAUUUUAUGUGAAUUUUGAAAAUAACGCAUAAAUUAGCAUAUUUAAUGAGUUUCAAAAUUUUGUGUAGAAGUUUUGAAUCCCCCACCUAAUGCUAUCAUAUAAAGCAAACAGAAUUGAAAUCAGACUUGAAAUGACGAAGUUGAAGCAUUUUGAAAUUCAGUCAACAAAUAAAGAAGAGGCAUUUUUUGUGAUUUAUGAAUUUCGCAUAAAUUAGCAUAAAUAAUUUUCUACUCCAAAUUUAAAAAUUCUGUGUAGAAGUUUGGUGAACCUCAUGAAGCUCUACCAGAUGG